AUGACUACAAGUUCCAACAGGGUUCAUACGGAUUGUGUUUCCAACCGGAAGCAUGGGCGUCAUGACCCUCCCUGCGGAAAAAGCUAUUCUCCGCACGGAACUGUCACAUCCCCCGGUGCGUCCCAGGACUCCAAGGCCGAAGAGAAUGGCUCGACACGACCCAAGAGAAAGACCAAGCCCAAUCGCGGUUUUGAUCCAGCUGCUCAAGUAGCCAGAGACGCUUCGGCCGUCGAGCAGCCUCCACCAGCUCCAGAUAGACCUCGUCCUGAUGGUUCAGGGGGCACAUUUCAGCUCAACCUGGCCAACAACACGGUUGACAGAAACCAGAUGACUACAAGUUCCAACAGGGUUCAUACGGAUUGUGUUUCCAACCGGAAGCAUGGGCGUCAUAACCCUCCCUGCGGAAAAAGCUAUUCUCCGCACGGAACUGUCACAUCCCCCGGUGCGUCCCAGGACUCCAAGGCCGAAGAGAAUGGCUCGACACGACCCAAGAGAAAGACCAAGCCCAAUCGCGGUUUUGAUCCAGCUGCUCAAGUAGCCAGAGACGCUACGGCCGUCGAGCAGCCUCCACCAGCUCCAGGUUCGCACGGCUACUUCUCUACUUCGCAUGCACCCAUUCAGUAAUUAAUUACACACAUCUUGCUUCCCAUAUCCGCUAACAUAUAUACUCCGCGGCAUUUGCCGUUUCAGAUAGACCUCGUCCUGAUGGUUCAGGGGGCACAUUUCAGCUCAACCUGGCCAACAACACGGUUGACAGAAACCAGAUGACUACAAGUUCCAACAGGGUUCAUACGGAUUGUGUUUCCAACCGGAAGCAUGGGCGUCAUGACCCUCCCUGCGGAAAAAGCUAUUCUCCGCACGGAACUGUCACAUCCCCUGGUGCGUCCCAGGACUCCAAGGCCGAAGAGAAUGGCUCGACACGACCCAAGAGAAAGACCAAGCCCAAUCGCGGUUUUGAUCCAGCUGCUCAAGUAGCCAGAGACGCUUCGGUCGUCGAGCAGCCUCCACCAGCUCCAGGUUCGCACGGCUACUUCUCUACUUCGCAUGCACCCAUUCAGUAAUUAAUUACACACAUCUUGCUUCCCAUAUCCGCUAACAUAUAUACUCCGCGGCAUUUGCC
Molecule: messenger RNA, 1120 nt
Organism: Aegilops tauschii subsp. strangulata
Lineage: Eukaryota; Viridiplantae; Streptophyta; Magnoliopsida; Poales; Poaceae
Source: RefSeq, a predicted model, not a curated record